AAUGUUCUGUGAGCGAGUAUCGCCAGUGGUGGUUCAGGUGGUUGGUGGUUGGAGGUAUGCGCGUGCCAUGAGGCCAUGACGCCAUGACGCGCGUCGAUCUACUCCACCGUGAGAGAUCACUAUUCACUCCUCGUGUGGCGCGUUCCGCGCUUCCGACAUGACGAUAGAGACCGACGUGUCCGCGCUGUGCCUCGACGUGUCAAGAGUGAAAUCGUUGCCCGGAGAAUCGCGCAAGUCCGAGUGUAACAAUGCACACGAUGCCGACCCUGGUGGAUGGACCCCGUUGCUGGUAUUGGGUGGUGCCACUUGCUGCUUGGGAUCAACAUUACCAGCAGGAUAUAACUUAGGUGUCAUGAACAAUCCUGCCCAUCUUAUGCAAUCGUUCUGUAAUGAUAGUAUCAGGGAAAGGUAUAACGUACAAUUGUCCAGCCAUGAGCUCCAGGUACUCUGGUCCGUCAUAGUAUCGGUCUUUCUUAUCGGAGGUGUGUCUGGAUCUUUAAUCGCUAGCUGGUUGAGCGACAGAUUCGGACGGAAAGGCGCGCUGAGCAUUGGAAAUGUUUGCGGGAUUGUAGGAGCCGUUCUGUUCAUGUUCGUACGAAUCAUGAACUCAGUCGAGCUUUUUCUGCUUGGCCGAGUGAUUGUCGGACUUUCUGGUGGUCUAGCUACUUCUUUGGUCCCGAUGUACAUGACUGAAAUAGCACCUUUAAAAUUGAGAGGUGCCGUCGGGGUCUUAUGUCAAUUGGGUAUCACCUGCGGCGUGCUGAUGGGCCAAAUUGCCGGGCUCGAAACUGUCCUGGGCACUCCUGAGUCCUGGCAUAUAAUGUUAGCAUCUUUCUCACCGCUAUGCCUCGCUGCAUUAUUAUUAACUGUACUGACUUUGCCAGAAAGUCCAAAGUAUCUGUACAUAAUCAGAGGAGAACAAGGAAAGGCUCUUAAAGAACUCAGCCGUUUGCGCAACAUGGACAUAAUGCUCUUGCAAAACGAGAUCGCUAGCUUGCAACAAGAAUUAGCGACAAGAUCGGCAAGUGAAACGUGGAGCAUUAAACGCGUGUUGAGAGAGCCGACCGUGAGAUUAGCUCUAUUCUUAGUGUGCCUCCUGCAAUUUGGUCAGCAACUUAGUGGCAUUAACGCGGUUUUUUAUUACUCAAACAGCAUAUUCCUCAGUGCUGGCCUGGGAAUUGCCGGUGCUCAAUAUGCGACUAUAGCCACUGGUGUUGCAAAUAUGGGGAUGGCAGUGAUUUCCGUGCUGGUAAUGUCACUAUUUGGUAGAAGAAAAGUAUUGUUCCUGAGCUGUUAUUUAUGCAUAGGAUGCCUUCUCUUUCUGAAACUCUCUAUCGCACUAAUUCACAAAGCCUCAUUCAUGUCAUGGGUUUCCACUGUUUUGGUACUGGCGUACGUUAUAUCUUACGGUAUCGGUCUCGGUCCUAUACCAUAUUUCAUUGGUUCCGAAUUGUUCGAUGUAGGUCCUAGGCCUUCCGCUAUGUCGCUAGGCAGCAUGUUUAAUUGGGGAGGCAACUUCCUCGUCGGGAUGAUGUUCCCUUCGUUACAGGCUGCGAUCGGCUCGUACGUCUUUCUGAUCUUCGCUGGGUGCAUACAGAUCUUGGUGAUAAUCAAUCAGACCUACUUGCCUGAAACGCGGGGCCGAAGCACGACCGAAAUAGCAGCAGCUAUGACUCAAGGCUUCAAAUCAAAACCGAAUGCAACAUUCGCUGCGUAAACUGAGUGCUUGC
Trachymyrmex cornetzi is the source of this 1730-nucleotide messenger RNA. Its product is annotated as solute carrier family 2, facilitated glucose transporter member 1. The transcript has 8 exons. The record is from RefSeq and is a predicted model, not a curated record. NCBI's taxonomy places the organism in Eukaryota, Metazoa, Arthropoda, Insecta, Hymenoptera, Formicidae. Gene Ontology annotation, molecular function: hexose transmembrane transporter activity. Gene Ontology annotation, biological process: monosaccharide transmembrane transport. Gene Ontology annotation, cellular component: membrane. Bases 158 to 1717 code for a protein of 519 amino acids.